Messenger RNA from Spea bombifrons (plains spadefoot toad), 1121 nucleotides. RefSeq names its product jumonji domain containing 7 (gene JMJD7). The coding region runs from base 35 to 985 and encodes 316 amino acids. Gene Ontology annotation, molecular function: 2-oxoglutarate-dependent dioxygenase activity. The transcript has 8 exons. The record is from RefSeq and is a predicted model, not a curated record. Lineage: Eukaryota; Metazoa; Chordata; Amphibia; Anura; Pelobatidae.
GACUGCACAUGGCAUCUCCUCUUCCUGUGAGGUGAUGGCAGCUUCUGGACACUCUAUGUGGAAAUGUCUAGAGGAUUUCUCCCAGGAGGUUAGAGAACUCCAAGUUACUGACAGCAUCCCUUACCUGGAAGAACCUCCUUCUCCAUUGGAAUUUUAUCGAGAAUGGCUGUGCCCAAACAGACCCUGCAUCAUCCGCAAUGCUCUGAGCCACUGGCCAGCACUCCACAAGUGGACUGCCGAUUACCUACGGACACAUGUAGGUUCUAAGGUUGUGAGCGUGGCCGUAACCCCAAAUGGCUAUGCUGAUGCCGUGUACGACGAUAGGUUUGUCAUGCCUGAGGAGAGAUCACUGCUAUUAGCAGAUGUUCUAGAUAUCAUAGAGAAGAAGAAGAAGCCCCCAGGUGUGUUUUACAUCCAGAAACAAUGCUCCAAUCUCACAGAAGAGUUCCCUGAGCUCCUGGGGGACAUGGAGAGCCACAUACCAUGGAUGAGCGAGGCGCUGGGAAAAAUGCCAGAUGCUGUUAACUUCUGGCUCGGAGAGGCCGCAGCAGUGACCUCCUUGCAUAAAGAUCACUAUGAGAACUUGUACUGUGUGAUUUCUGGGGAGAAACAUUUUAUCCUUCAUCCUCCAAGCGAUCGCCCUUUUAUCCCAUAUGAAAUGUACCAGCCAGCGACAUACCAGGUUCAUGAAGAUGGAUCGUUUCAAGUGUUGGACCAAGAAGGAGCAGAGAAGGUUCCUUGGAUUCCUCUUGACCCACUGGACCCAGACUUGAAUCUGUACCCAGAAUAUGAAAAGACAAGACCUUUGUACUGUACGUUGAGAGCAGGGGAAAUGCUUUAUCUGCCUUCUCUUUGGUUUCACCACGUCCGUCAGUCUCACGGCUGCAUUGCUGUGAAUUACUGGUAUGACAUGGAAUAUGAUAUUAGAUACCACUACUUCCAACUUGUUGAUGCUCUCACUAAGGUCGUAGGAAGUGUGAGGUGAUCAGGAUGGAGAGUGUGGGAAUGAUCGCAGCCUCCUGUUAAGGUUAAAAUGCUCAGUGUUCUCUACGUUAUAAUGAAAAAGACGUGCCAAUAAGGUUUAUUGCAAGGAAAAGCCCAAGGACGCUUCAAGACUCCUG